Phanerochaete carnosa HHB-10118-sp is the source of this 6303-nucleotide messenger RNA. RefSeq lists its product as uncharacterized. The record is from RefSeq and is a predicted model, not a curated record. The coding region runs from base 284 to 5554 and encodes 1756 amino acids. The transcript is spliced from 26 exons. Lineage: Eukaryota; Fungi; Basidiomycota; Agaricomycetes; Polyporales; Phanerochaetaceae.
AUCCGAGUCCUAAUUGUUGCAUUUUUGUCUAAUAGCUCACAAACUGUCCAGGACUACUGCUGUGCACUUGGUCUUUGUUACACUGACGUCCCCUCCUCGUUCUAGGCCCGUUAACGAUAAACAGCUUGCCACUAGCUCUGUUGUAAUGGUCAAUGGCGCUGGAAGCAUCUACAUGAGCGUUCAUAGCAUGGAUACGAUGUCUUAUACCAUACCGCUCGGCGUGAUCCGUUUGCUUUCGACUGCUACAACUACGUCCUAUUGAAGGACCUUUGUGAACCCUGUCAUGGCUCACGCACGAGAUGCUCUGUGGGCUAGCGGCCACGAUGAGUCCGUCGAAGUCAACCAGAGAGCUCUGAUAGACAAAGUUCUUGCUCGGUACUCCGGAGAGUUCACAGUGUUCCGCGAGUUGCUUCAGAACUCAGAUGACGCGAGUUCUAAGGCUGUUGAGAUCCAUUUUGAGAGCAAAGCGCACAUCAGCAUGGGAGGAGCAACCGAGGCACAGGAUGCACAAGGCCCUGGCGAUGGUAUGCCUGAGAAGCUGCGAGACUUGAAGACAGCAGUUGUUCAUCAAUGGACAUUCAAGAAUAAUGGGACGACAUUCCAGGAUGAAGACUGGAGUCGUCUUAAGAAGAUUGCGGAAGGGAAUCCUGAUGAAGAGAAGAUUGGUGCAUUUGGGGUGGGGUUCUACAGCUUGUUCUCUGUCACCGAGGAACCGUUUGUAACAUCUGGUGACCAGUGGAUGGGUUUCUAUUGGAAGGGAGGCAAAGAUCAACUCUUUGCCCGCCGAGGCAACCUGCCUGAAGGAGAGCACGGCCAAUGGACCACAUUUAGCAUGCCGCUACGCGAGCCAGGCCCGCCGCCGAUACCCUUUGACUUCAUACGAUUUUUGGCAUCUUCCAUCACCUUCAUGGCACGUCUUUCUGAAGUCAGUGUAUUCUUCGAUGGUCGCCGGUUAGCUAGGCUGAAGAAGGACCGUGGUAUCCCGAGACCGAUUGGCCUCAAAAAGGGUCUGAAGACCGAAACAAUCAAGGGAACAAUGAAGGUUAUUGGGGUUGAUGUUAUGCCCCUGCAUAUUAAAGCAGAAGUGAUGCAGUGGAUCUACGAGGCCGGGUCUUCAGCGAAACAACGGAAGCGCGUCGUUGUUGGAGAACAACAACAAGCUCGCAGAGCCGUGACAUCUGGGUUCUUCUCAUCUCUCUUCUCUUCCUUUUCCAGCACCCCUCAGCGAGCACCUUCCCCUAUGCUUGCUCCUGAGUCUGAGGGUGUGGAGAGGGAGGCGGAAGAGCAGAAGAAGCUUCUGACGGUGAAGGAAUUGAAUGUGACCCUGGCAGUGUUCUCGGCGGAGGUCGAGGUCCGUCUGGACGAGCGCAUGAAGAAGGAACUGCUUCGUGCCACAAAGAAAAAUCCGCCGACGCACAUGAAGUACGAGUUGAUUUACACCGGAAAAGAGGAGUACGAUGCUAGCAAGAAGGAAGACGAGCAGAGUCCUCUUGGCACUGGAAGCAUCUUCCAAGGCCUCCGCGCAGAUAUUGAUGGCACCGGCGCAGCUCGUAUAUUCAUUGGCCAUUCUACUGGUCAAACGACAGGUAUUGGGGGACACAUGUCAGCACGGUUCAUCCCAACGGUGGAGCGUGAAUCGAUCGACUUCAUGGAUCGUAACGUUCGUGUGUGGAAUGAGGAACUGCUGGGUGUGGGGGGGUAUCUUGCACGUACUGCCUACGAAGAAGAGAUGUACAGUAUCUCCUUCCUAUGGCCGAAGAGCGACCUCAGGGCACCGAAUGGCGUAGUGGAGGAGGAAGCCCAAAGGAAACUCUCUGCUCGGGCGCUCCACGCUAUGAAGUUCUUCACCUUCCAUGCAUCAACCCCAGCUGCACAAGCCUCUGCAUUGCUCGAAGAAGCGUUCUUCUCGUGCGUCUCUGUAUCUUCCCCAUUCUCCUUCAAGAUGGGCGAGCAGUCCACGCAUCCUUUCCCUGUUAUUUCUACGGUCGGCAUUCGUAGUACAUCCGAAGUUCGCUUGCCGAAUCCAACGUUCGCGGAAUUUCUCAAGCAGCUGCCGGUGCUCCCAGCAGAGGUUAUCGAGGACGCGAAGACGAUGAUUGAAACGCUGCGGGCACGCGAUAUGAUCAAGGAGAUUACCUUUACGGACGUCCUGAAGGAGCUGCGCGCGAGGCCAUUGCCAGAGGCGGAGAUGAUCGCGUGCUUUAAGUGGUGGAUUGACCUAUACAAAUCUGGCGCGACCAAGCAGACUGAGCGCGCCCGAGGAGAGCUGCUAAAUGCUGCUGUCGUCAUUGUUUGUUCUCCCGGGGGAGCAGACGAGAGGAUAAUACCUCUGAACACUAUCAAGUCUUUCCUAAAUAGCCGCGUUGCGUAUAUACCGCUCGAUGGUCCUCUGCCUUCAUACCUCCUUCCGCACAGCAUCAGCAGACACUUCGAUUCUCAGUGGCUGAAGGCAGCUUUUGGCUGGGAUGAGUUCCAUCUACCGGAAUGGCUCCGCCAUAUUCUUGAUCCACAGGUCAGGUCGUCGGACGCCGAACACGACAUCACCCUCUCAGCGUCCUGGGCCGAAAGAGUUUUACAGGUCUUUACGCGUGCCUGGCCGUCAUCGACCAAGGUCGUCCAGCAAGCAGUUGCCGAUCUACUCAAGAAUGUGCCUUGCGUGCCCACUAUUACCGGCAUGAAACUGCCAAGCGAAGUAUACUUUCAGAAUGCUCAUGUGUUUCCCGAUUUGCCCCUCGUCAAGCUGCCUUCCGGUGCGCCGAUCAAGGGCACGCUUGAGAAGGUUUUAGAGGCGCUUGGAGUACGGAAGCACGUCGACCUUCAAAUCAUCUUCAACCGGAUGAUCAAAACUGGAGACUGGUCUAUCAUUGACCUCAUCAAGUACCUGAUCGCUGUCCAAUCCACAUUAAGUGACGAUGAGAUCGAGCGGCUAAAACUAACCGCAGCAUUUCCGAAGGAACAGAGAGCCGAAGUACAGAAACAGCCACUGAAUGAACCAGUCAAGCCGGAAAGGUACCGCGCGAACCAGCUGUAUGAGCCGUCAGACCUAUUCCGAAAGCUUGCUCUGCCAGUCAUUGAUUGGGGCCAGAACAAGUGGAGGCCCUCUUCUGAAGAGGCGAAGUUCCUCUUUCGCUUAGGUCUGCUCAGGUCUCCUCCGCUGCAGACGCUGCUGGGUCUCGCUACCAGCUCGGAUGAAGAGAUACGGUCCCAGGCCUUGAAAUAUCUCCUUGAGAACCAUUCGACUCGGUACAAUGCCUACAACUCGGCGGACUUUGCCGAUAUCGCAUUCAUUCCCGCACUUCGGGAUGGUAGACCGUGCAUGGCAAAGCCGACUGAAGUUUUUGCUCGCCGAGACUGGAGCGUAAUGGGCUUCCCAGUUGCGAGCCCUACACUCUCCACGGAAGAUUUGAUCAAGUUAGGCAUUCGGGACCAUCCGCCAGCGAUGACUCUUGUGAAUCUGCUUACCACCGCGCCUCCACAGAAUGAGGAAAUCGCGAAACAGUGGUUCACUCUCAUGGCUGGCCGUAUAACGGAAUUCACCCCAGCGCAACUACAGACGCUCUCUCAAUCUCUCGUUGUACCGGUGAAAUCGGAGGACAAACCUCUGCGGCUCAUGGCGCCUCGUCAGUGCUAUUUUCGCAACAGAGUCGAGACACAACAACUCCACUCAAAGCUGUUCACCUUUGUCGAUUUCGGGCUCACCGCUAAUCAAUUCCUAAGCGCAUGUGGUACCAAACGUGAGCCAACGGUAGAGGAGGUAGCACAGAUAUUGCUGGAUAACCCUCGUCACUUCUACACGAUGGCUGAAGGAAGGGAUAGCUUUCUGGCCGAGCUACGCAACAUCGCUGUCAACCGACGUCUGCUAUCCGGGGGCGUAUCUGCCCGUAUGAAGCGAUCUCCGAUCCUCCUUGGCAUUCGUCGUGUCAAACGUGAAAAGAAGAGAGAGUUUGACGAGGCCGACGAAGAAGAGGACUGGGAUUACGAAUACGAUCUCCUGCCUGCAGCUAAGGUGGUCAUUGCCGAUGAUACAAACGCUUAUCAACUAUUCGGCGAUGCAGUAUUCAGCUGUCCUCAAGAGGAUCUCUUAGAAGAUUUUUAUCAGGAGCUUGGCUCGCGCCGCCUCAGCUCAUUGAUCAAGGACGAACAUAAGCCGGCAACGGAGAUCAAGCAUUCAAAAAAAGCGCAGGAAACUCGGACGCUGAUUCUGGAGCGACUUCCACUGUUCCUGCACGAACACACACACACUCAGACUCGUGUCCCCUACUCUUGGUUGAAUCAGGAAAAGAAUUUUGCAGUUCGCACCUUCGGAAAGCUCACUGUCGUCAAGUCUCUUGCGUACGACCAGCUGCAGAUCAUCAAGAAUCAAGACUCCUCCGCCAUAGCAUUCAGGGAUGGGCGGGGACCAAUCCAGCUCUGGCUUGCCGGAAAUGAUGCCGUGGAUAUGUAUGAAGUCUCAACCUCUCUAUGUCGCCUCCUGUUCGAGCAUCCUCGAGCAAGCGACGCACUUCUUUUCAUGACUAUCCUUUCCACUGAUUUGAAGGCGUUGAAGCGAAGGGGCUAUAACGUCGACCGAAUUCUUCAGCGACAGAAGGCUCAACGGCAAGCAGCCGAAGGUCUUGCACGCGAGGCCGAAAAGAUGAGCCACACUGCGCUGAGGGAACCGGCGGUUCACGAUCCACCGCUGCCGUCGUUGGAGUUGCCUGGCCAAGACGACGAGGUCUCUCUCGUCUCAGAUUCGUCGACAGCGAUCUUGUCACAGGAUGGCACACGAUCAACGUUCCGGAACUCUAUUGACAACUGGAGGAAGAAGCUCACGGGCAAGUCGGGACCGUUAUUGCUCGGCUCGACACCCGAAAUGCAGCCGGCCUCCAUGAGACCAAGCAUUGAACAAGGCGACGGCGGGGGCGAUGCACUUCUACCUCCCUCAGGUCCGCCAAUAUCUCGGCCGGUCACUCCUUCAGGUCCGACACCUAUGCAUAACAUUGCCGCCAACAUUGACAUGGCCGUCCGCGCUUGUCGUGAGGAGAAGAGUGAGGUAUUUAUGAGCAAGACACAGGAGGAUAUAAAGGUUGUCAAGGAGUCGAUCAGCGAUAGCUACUGUGAUGCCUCUGGGCAGGCCCUCGACUUGGCCUACGUUGGUGAUAUGGGUGGUAUCAAAUUUUUCUUCAGCCGAGAUGUGAAACACCCUAAAGAGGUGAUGGCCAGGAAGAGGGAAGCCAUCGCUCGUUUCAUCCACGUCAUCAAGCCUCUUGGCGACGUGUACGGUCUUCCACGGUCGAGUUUGCAUAUCUUCUAUGACCUCACGAGUGGCACUAUCGCCUUCAAUCGUAAUGCCAGCAUUUUCUGCAACCUCAGAUUUUUUGAAGCCUGGCACGACGCUCAGGUCGAUCGGGGACAGAUGGCGGAGGCCUACACAUCAUGGUACUUUACGCUUGCACAUGAGAUUGCGCAUAACCUAGUUCAGCCUCAUAACGCAGAGCACGAGUUCUGGUUUUCAGCAGUUUGUGAACGCUUCAUACCAGCCUUCACUCGACUACUGGCUAGUCCUUCUCUCUAGAUCAUUCUAGAUGUGUCGCCUGAAGACCCUUCGUUUGGUCCAGUUCAUCAGCCAGCAUUGCACAUUGUUACAGUAGCAUAGAUCCUGUACAGUAUACAGUAUACAGUAUCCUCAUCUUUGGAUUCGUUUGCAUCCUCUUGCCUUGCCGGCGUACGUUUGACUCUUUAUUUGACUAUGCAGAUAAGCAUCGAAGCUUGCGCGGCAUCUCCGAGCUACGGCCCUACUGCGCCUCCCCGACCAAUGUCUCGACGAUCUCCACAGCCCGCCUGAACCUGGCUCUAUCUUCCUCUGUGGGUUGUACAGUGCUUGUACCGCCUCCACACCCUCCAGGGCCGCCGUUCAUCCACAUGAGAUCAUCACAGCCGAAUGCAAUACUCGUAUCCAACUUGUAAAUAUCCUCGCUACCCGGCGGUGAUUCGGUAGGAAUUGUCUUCAAGACGUUGUACAGUUCGUCAACAAGUUCGACCGUCUCGGGAUUCGACGCGGAGAGGGACUUGGGCGCAGCAUCCUGCAGCGAAGGUGUCCCGUCUGUGCGUACUGCGGUAGUGAUCUGUAGAUCGGAACGUUGGGGAGAUCCCGUCACUGUGAAGACUGCAUUAGGGGUCGGUGGUGCGAAUCCGCCGGCGAUGCCUACAGUUAGCAUUAUCAUCCACGUCUGGGUUUCAGUAUGCACUAUACUCAUUAUACUUACCUUUCUGUAGCCGUAAAGAGAAUUCUCUCGGCGCCAUGUUAAACUUUCUUCCAAGGCG